Molecule: messenger RNA, 3329 nt
Organism: Pistacia vera
Lineage: Eukaryota; Viridiplantae; Streptophyta; Magnoliopsida; Sapindales; Anacardiaceae
Product: serine/threonine-protein kinase D6PKL1-like
Exons: 3
Coding region: 551-3130 (859 amino acids)
Biological process (GO): protein phosphorylation
Cellular component (GO): cytoplasm; nucleus; plasma membrane
Molecular function (GO): ATP binding; protein serine/threonine kinase activity
Source: RefSeq, a predicted model, not a curated record
UUUUCAUAGUUUUUCCGCCAUUUCAGAGAGAACACAGAACAGUUGUUAUUGCUAUUAACAGUAGUAUAGCUUAGCAAAACAGCAGUCUACCUUAUACUUCUCGUGAUUUGCAUUUGCAUUUCUCAACUUUUUUUCUUUCUUCUUCUUCUUCUUCUCUUUCUUCAUUCACUCCUCAACCUCUCUCUCUCUCGUGCCCUAACCCUAAACAACUAUCUCAACUAUCUCCUUUUUUUUCCCCCUCUUCAUAAACAAUAGCGGCGUCGUGUUUGUGUUCUGGGUUUCUGAUUGAUUAUCAUCUUUGAUUCGCUGUUUCCAACGGUCCUGAUCCUUUUUCAGGACUGGGAUGCAUCAUUUUGGAAAUAGUGAGAAUAUUAUUAACUGGUUAUUCAAAUUUGGGAAUCGGUAUGAUAGAAGUGAACUUUGCUGGAUAUAUGGCAUUCUCUCUGUACUCUGUGCAUCUUUAUCUUCGAAAUUCUUCUUCGGAAAUGGGUUAGUGUGAAUUUGCGCUGUUGUAUUGCUCUUUUCUAGUGUUUGAUUGAAUCCAACAAGGAUGGAUACAUUCUCCAGUACCUGUGAAAUUGUUGAAUCAACUGAAGGAUUAGAUUUUAAUUUUAGUGUAGAUGAGAAAGGCAAAAAAAAUUGUGUGCCAAAAUCAGGAAAUAAGUAUUCUAUAGAGGAUGAUAUUAAUAGUCUUUUUGAAGCCAUUGAUGUUAGAACUUCAGCGAGGGGUCUGGAUGCUUUAAGGAAGAGUGCUUUGAAAAGACCAAUUAGAGUCGGUUCGUCUCAAGCAUCGGGGAUUGGAAUUUCAGAGCCUGUGAGUUUGAAGCAGGCUCUUAGAGGAUUAUGCAUUUCUCAGGCUGCAGAGAUGGCUGCUAUGAAGCGAUUGUCCAAACCAUCAGGUUCUUCAAGGUCCUCAGAAGCAGGAACUAUCAAGCGUUUGUACAGGGCUGUAGUAGUUGAGGCCAAUGAAUCUGGUCUUCCCCUGAAUGAAGGUAAAGGAAAUGUAGUUGAAAUUUCUCUUGUACCAGAAAAAAUAACAUCAAAUAUUUCCGAGAAGAUGCCUGAAGCACCCAAAUCGGAGUCUCCAAACCAAGCUACUUACCCAUCUACCCCCUUGGAUAUGCCAAUGACAUCAAAGGCAAUGAUGACCAAAGUACCAUCGCUGGAUCAGGUUGUUCCUUUUGUAACGGAGACUGAGAAGGAAAUAUCAAAGCCAGAGCUUCAAAAGCAAACUUCUAUAGAUUCUUCAUGUGUAGCUGUUGCCAGCAAGGAAGUGCAGCAGGGGGAAAAUAUAGCUUCUGCCUCAAUUGAGGUUCCUGUCAACACUGCAGUGCCAGAUAAGGUGCUAAAAGGCAAGUUGAAUCCUGGGUCUUCUCUUUCUAGUUCCAGCGCUGGUAAUAUUGUGAACAAAUGUGUUAGCAGUAGUCCAGGUCUAAUCAAACCAGUCUUUCGGAACAAGAGCUUUAUUAAGAAAAAAGGAAAGCAGGAUUCAACUUCUGCGUCCAGCAGUUCUAAUCCAUGUGAUGGAAGUGCUAAUAAUGAUCUGCGUCCUAGUACAAGUUGUAUGGACAGCCAUACACACAACUCUGCUGUGGACAAUGAAAGGAAAGAAAAUAUGAAAGCUUCUCCAGCUUCCAACAGUACUAAUAUGAGCAUUGAAGUUAACUCAAAUGUUACAGAUACAAGUACAAGCAAACCAGGAUCAAGUUUGAUUAGUGGUAACAGAGCUAAAGUAGUGACAAAAGUGGAUGAGAAAUCAAGAUCAAGAGAAAAGGGUGAAUUCUCCCAAAGCUCUAAAAGUAGCAUUGGUGAGUACAGUAGUAGCACAAGCAUUAGUGAGGAUAGCACUCUUAGUGGAUCUAGUCGUGGUGGCAGUAGGCCUCACAUGUCAAAAGACUUGAGAUGGGAAGCCAUUCGCCAUGCUCAGAAGCAUCAUGGAUGCUUGGGUUUAAGGCACUUUAAGCUUAUCAAGAAGCUCGGGUGUGGGGACAUUGGUACUGUUUAUCUUGCUGAGCUAACUGGUACAAGCUGCUUAUUUGCGUUAAAAGUGAUGGACAAUGACUUUUUGAUGGGUCGGAAGAAAAUGCCUAGGGCCCAAACUGAAAGAGAGAUACUGCAAAUGUUGGAUCAUCCAUUCCUUCCUACACUCUUUUCUCAUUUUACAACAGAGAAAUUCUCGUGCUUGGUGAUGGAGUAUUGUCCAGGUGGAGAUUUGCACGUUUUACGGCAAAAGCAACCUAGCAGAUGCUUCUCUGAACAAGCAGCCAGGUUUUAUGUUGCUGAAGUGCUUCUUGCAUUGGAGUACCUACACAUGCUUGGAGUUGUGUAUCGAGAUUUAAAACCAGAAAAUAUCCUGGUUCGAGAAGAUGGGCACAUCAUGCUCUCAGAUUUUGAUUUGUCACUCAGAUGUGCUGUGAAUCCUAUGCUGCUUAAAUCAUCCUCACCUGUUGUGGAACCCACAAAAAAGGCAUCAAGUCCGUGCACUGAAUCUAGCUGCAUUGACCCUUUUUGCCUCCAUCCAUCCUGGCAAGUCUCAUGCUUCACUCCUAGACUUCUCUCAGUUGCUGCUGCAAAAUCUCGUAAGAUAAAAUCUGACCUAGCUGCUCAGGUUAGUCCACUGCCACAGCUUAUAGUGGAACCAACCAGUGCCCGAUCAAACUCCUUUGUUGGAACUCAUGAAUACUUGGCUCCAGAAAUCAUCAAGGGGGAGGGUCAUGGGAGUGCUGUUGACUGGUGGACGUUUGGAAUCUUUCUGUUUGAGCUAUUAUAUGGAAGGACCCCUUUCAAGGGAUCAGCAAAUGAUGAAACACUAUCAAAUGUGGUAUCACAGAGCCUUAGGUUCCCUGGUUACCCAGUCGUUAGCUUUCAUGCAAGAGACUUGAUUAGAGGGCUACUAGUAAAGGAACCUGAUAACCGACUAGGAUCUGUGAAAGGUGCUGCAGAAAUUAAACAACACCCUUUUUUCGAAGGCCUUAAUUGGGCUCUCAUACGGUGUGCAAUACCCCCGGAGCUGCCUAAGUCAUGUGAUGCUGCUGUUGUUUCGCAGGCCAUGGCUUCACAGAAAAAGGAGAAUAUAAAGUGUGAGGAGUUGCAGGUUACAGAAGAGAAUGUGGAGUUUGAAAUGUUUUAGCUAAAACUUGCACAAUAUGGUAGAGGCAGAGGCUUGCUUUUCUUUUUGGGAAACUGAGAUUUGUCAUCCUUGUUGUAACUGAUACAUAGCAUAUAAUGUAAAGGCGCAAGUUAAUUGAGUAUGAUACAAUAUAUAGUAUAUAUACUAGAGUAGUAGUAUAAGGUCCCAAAAUCAGUGUUCAUUCUGUUUUGGCUCAGCA